Molecule: messenger RNA, 834 nt
Organism: Triticum turgidum subsp. durum (durum wheat)
Lineage: Eukaryota; Viridiplantae; Streptophyta; Magnoliopsida; Poales; Poaceae
Source: the annotation of a GenBank genome assembly
AUGGGGUCAGAGCGGACUGCGCUGCCCCUGGCGGUGCUGUGCUCAUGCUGGGAGGAGUCAGCUCCGACGUCCGCCCAACACCGGCGCAGGAGGUGCAGCGACGCUGUAGAUCCGAAGCUAUCCCAAUGUCCACCUUGGACCGCUCCAAGACAAUGCAGAGGACGUAAAAUUCCCCAACAAAUUGAGUUCGUCCGUAGCGGCUCAACGACACGUCCCCGCUCCUACCUGGCGGCGAUCAGCCUCCGGCCACAGGAGAUGGGCACCACCGCAAAGCCCCCUUCCUUCGUCUGCUUGAAGUGGCCUUGGGGCCCUAGCCUUAAUGCGAGCCCUAGCGGCAGCCCAAGCCCCUGCGGUGACCUCGAGCGCCCCUGGCUCUUCAAGUCCAUCUCGACCGUCGCGCAAGGCCUCGUCAUCGCCGGUGACAUCCCCUCCGCUUCCACUGGAAGCGGAGGUCAUGGGGCGAGGUUGUGGAAGCGUCACCCGGGCACCGCGCCGGGCCUCGUGCGCGAGCUCGAGGACGGUGGCAAUGCAUCCGCGAGCUUCGUGCUCGCGGACGCCGAGGAUGACCGGUGGCUCCCGGAGUUAGUAUGUGAAUUGGGUGUUGAAAGUUUCUGCUUUAGGUUCCACUUCCUUGAAAGCCACGUGUUAACUCAUAAAACGGUUACAGCCAAUCGUUUAACUGUGUUAUCCUCUCGUCAUCUGAAGGUUAAUGAUGGAGCUCAGCUUACCAAGCUCACCGAAGAUGCUAUUUUUCUUGACAUUGUUUGUUUUGAGGUUGCUUACCGCGUGCUCUCCUUCACACCCGGUCUUUCUUCUGUUGCUAAUCUCCUCUGA